Molecule: messenger RNA, 180 nt
Organism: Prunus armeniaca (apricot)
Lineage: Eukaryota; Viridiplantae; Streptophyta; Magnoliopsida; Rosales; Rosaceae
Source: the annotation of a GenBank genome assembly
AUGGAGGUGAUGGUGAUGAUAGUGAUGGAUGUGGAUGUGGAUGUGGAUGUGGAUGUGGUGGUGGAGAUGGAGGUGAUGGUGAUGACAGUGAUGGAUGCGGAUGUGGAUGUGGAUGUGGUGGUGGUGAUUGUAGCGAUAGUGGUAGAGGUGGAUGUGGAUGUGGUUCACUUCAUAGUCUGA